GGGGCGGCGCCGGAGGCGCCGCCAGAGGGGCCGAGCGCCGACACGAGAAAUCCGCGCGGAGCUCCAACAGUCUGUGUGCCUGCCGUGUCUUGUUCUUCCAGCCUCCCCUCCUGCGCACUCGCCCGGCCGAGGGCGGCACCGAAGGCGGUCCCCUCCGUUCUCCCUCUCCCGCUCGUGCGUGACAAGAUUCGUGUCCACAUCCCUCUGCGUCUCGGGCUUGCCGGGGAGGGGCGCAAGCGGCCGGGGCGAGGGGAAUAUGGUAUGGGUACCAAUCCAGCUUCUAAGGACCAGAUGUUUGUCCAUAUCCACUGCGCCUCUGGCUUCUGCGGAAGGGGCCGAAACUCCAAGACGCUCACACGCAUAUUGUCUGACCAGCUUCGUUACCCAGCAUCCCCAUCGCCAUCUGAGGGCUGCGGCUCUACCCGCGAGCUUUCAGAAUGCUAGCCCCAGGACCAGAAAAGGAGGGCCCUCCCCUCUCUCAGGGACAGCAGCAGCAGCGCUCCCGGCGGAGGAAGAUUGAUCAAUCUUCCUGUUAGGUUUUGUGACCCCCAGCUAGCGUUUUUAGUGUUGGUUUCCUGCCAUGGUGUUCUGAUUCGCGGGAUGUCGAGAGACGCGGCUCCGGCCAUCUUGGGCCGCUCAGGCAUUUUUCGAUUCCUGGCCCCAUGGAUUUUUACAGCUCUUGGUCCAGCACGAGGGGCCGUUCUCUGGGACGCGUUCGGCGACUCGCUCCAGUCCGCUCCGCUCCCCCCGUGGCCUUGGCGAGGCUGGCGGCGGAGUGCGGGCUGGUCCACGCCGCGGCGCAGGCACGUGGCACCACGGGCGCCGGCGCCGCCUGGGCGCCGGGCGGAGCUGACGGGCGCGCUCUGGAGACCCUGCGCCUCUGCCGGCCCACUUUCGGCUACGCGGAGGGCUGCCCAGGUUCGGCGGAGCGGUGGCUGACCUCCUACGGCAAGGGCGGGCCGCAGCAACUGAAGUGUGACGACGCCAUCCUUUCGCGCGGUUUGGUGGCCGUCGACUUCCAGGAGCUGCCGCUGGCCCUGCCAGAGCACCUGCGCCCGCACCCACGCGUCACGCACCUCUCGGACCACUGGGCAGUGCGCGCCACGCUGAGGCCUGGGUGACCCAGCGGCGGCGGGCAACGCGCCUGACGGCGGGGGGCGUCGGGCAAAACCACGCUGGCCUUGCUCUCAUCUUUCGACCGCCCGCUCCUCCUGCCUCCGUGCUCCUCCCUCCUCCGUCCUCCUGCUCUUCUUUCC
Molecule: messenger RNA, 1256 nt
Organism: Prorocentrum cordatum
Lineage: Eukaryota; Dinophyceae; Prorocentrales; Prorocentraceae
Source: the annotation of a GenBank genome assembly